AUGGCAACUGUCUCUGGGACAGAGUUCCUGUCCAAAGUCAGCACAAGCACAUCUGGGAGUGCCGGUGGCUUCAGACAGAAUGACCCAAGUCUGAGGAAGUGGCAGUCAUUGUCCCAUCUGGUGCCUGAGGGUGCUACACGAACCUUUCCUCCAUAUCCACGGGCUGAAUUAAGGGCUGCCCGAGGUGAAAGCAGCUUUAGACAAGCAGAAGGGGUGCAUUGGCUGCAGGAUGCUCAUGAGCGUUUAGACACUCAGCUGGACCGGCUGAGGACCAGAAAUUCACAGCUGAGCUACAACAUAACUACUGCACAACUGCUUGACAUGAAACACAAGCUGUCAGAAACAAUUGGUGCUCUUGUGCAGGAGAAGGAGGCAGCUAAAUUAUCACAGUUUGAAAAGGGCCGGAAACGCGGAGAGCUUCAUGAUAAGGUCCUACAGCUGGAGAAGGACCUCAUGCAAAUGAGAUGUACUUUGAAGGGAGGAAGCAGUGAUCAACCAACCGAAACAAUACCAAUGAGUCAAGAAGACUUUAACAGACAGGAGAGGCAGAAGGUUGACACAGAGCUGUGCAAGCUGAGAGCGGCUGUGAGAGAUGCUGAGGCGAGGGCAAAGACACAAGAAGAAGAACACAACCAGGCCCUCCAGAAACUCCAGACUUCUACAGAGACACAGAGGAUGCUGUUGAAUCAAAGAGAGGAGAUGAAUCAAAAAAGACAGAAUCAGUCUGAAGUGCAAGAACAGCUGAUUGAAGCUAACAACAAGAUCAGUCAAGCGUGCCUGGAUAAAGCCAUCUUGUCGACUCAUGUGCUUAAGAUGGAGGAUAAUGUAAAGGAACUGAAGGCCAAGCUGACAGGGGCUCUGUCUCACAAAGAUCUCUUGAUCCAGGAGAAAGCAGAUCUGCACCAGAGGGCCCAUGUCCUGGACUUGCAGCUGCAGACAGCCCAACAAAGUUCUGAGGGUUGUUACACUGAGCCUCAAAACAACAAACAGGAUCAGGAAACUGUUAUGAUGAAGGGAGAAAACAAGGCUCUCAGAGAGGCAAAUGAAAAGCUGACAUGUGAGCUGGAAAUGAUUAAGCAGGAACUGAAAACAUCACAGUCUCAGCUACAGGAGGUAACGGCAGAGAGGGUCACCAGCUCCAAACAGAUCACAGCUGUGGAGGCAGAACGAUCUCAGCUGAUCAGAGAAAAAGAAGAACUGUUGAUUAAAAUGAAUGAAGGUGGACAUGAUGAGUUAGAGAAGAUGAAAGAAAAGUGCCGCCAGCUUAGGGAAUCUUUGGGAGUUUUGGAAUUAGAGAAACAGAAACUGCAAGAUCUGUGCCAGUGUUUGGAGGCUGAGGUCCCCGAGAAGAGGGAGAAGCAACAACUGCAAGAGGAGGAACAUCGAAAACAAGAUGCAGUGAGAGUCCAGAGCAUCGGGGAACUAAAAGCUGCGGCCUCACACUGGGCAGAGAAAUGGCAAAAGGUGGCUUUGACACUGCAGUCCACACAGGAGGAGCUAGAGGAGCUCAAACGGAACAACUCCAGGAACAAAAAGGAAUCAGACUCACUCCUACAGACUGAGCUUGAUGCAUGCAAACGAGAGCUGGAGAGGAGCAGGAGUCAGGCUCUGCUUCACAGAUAUAAAGUUAAAGGCGGUGAAGCCUCAGUUCAAACUGAGGACACAGAAACACAGACAGUCUUAUCACAAUCCUCUUUGUUAUGGGAGCCGCCAUCAGACUCCCACGGCAGCCAAAACAAAGCCCCUCAGGCCUCUGAAGAUGAUCAAGAUGGUGGAGGCCAAGCAAAUAUCUCAACCAUUGACUCACUGAAGGCCCAGCUGGAAGACAGCAGGAGAGGGACGAACAAGCUGCCAGAGGAGGAAACACUGUCAGUCCAGAAGCUUCAAACACUGGGGCAGCUUUACCCGGUUAAAGACGAGAAACCAUCUGUUGAAGGCAGGAAGGAUAAAAUUAAUGUAGAGACGGACCAGCAGAGGAGGAUGGUCACUGAGCAGUUGAAGAGUCUGUUUAAGGGGCAAGAAAGAAAGGAGGUGGGACAGGUUCACAACAGAUCAGCAGCAGGUCAGACUGGAGCCUACGCACCUCAAGACUGGUCCCAAACAUCUAAAGUUGUGAGGAAUCCAGGGGACUGGAGGAUCUGGCAGCAGAGCUCUGGUUUGAUGCCAGUGUUUGAGGAGGACGAGGAGGGCAGUGACUGGCCAACAGGGGAGGAGGGAAAGCAGGAAGAAGAGGCUCAUGCUGAGGAAAACUUCCACAACCAGAGCCAACAGAUGUCAUCUUUGAGUGCAGACAUCUGCAAUCUGAAGGCAAAAAAUGAGAAUCUGCUGCAAGCCACACUAACGUGCAAACAACCAAUUCAGGACUGCCCUCCUACUGCAAAGAAACUAUCAGACAAGUCUCGUCACUUUUCAGAUGAGAUUGACCUGCAGCAGAAAAGACCACCAUCCUUCUAUCCUGAUGGAAUAUUCCUGUCUGAGCUUGUAGAUAUAUGUAGCCCUGAUGAAGAUGAAGAGGAGGAAAGGGACAAAUGAUGUGUUUUGUUAAGACUCCUGCAUUGGGCAAAAGUUGCUAUGUACUAUUAUAAAGUGCAAUAAAGUCCUAGACCAGUAAUUACAGGGCGCUGCACCAGCCAACAUUGUGCCUUAUAACCUUUUACUCAAAUGAAAUUUUACAACUUCACUUCAAUAAUUUAAACUUGGUGGAUGCUUUUACCUCAGAUAAAAGUUUGACUAAAAGUCACCAAGCUGUUAUAGACAAAAGUGUGUGUUUAUUUGUAUGAUAUGGCGAUCAUUACAGAUGCACAUGAGAGUAUAUGUAUAUUUUGGAAAAGGAGGUUUCUCUUCAAUAAUGGGAU
This is a messenger RNA of Anarrhichthys ocellatus (wolf-eel), 2855 nucleotides long. Its product is annotated as centrosomal protein of 83 kDa. The record is from RefSeq and is a predicted model, not a curated record. Bases 1 to 2532 code for a protein of 843 amino acids. The transcript has 20 exons. NCBI's taxonomy places the organism in Eukaryota, Metazoa, Chordata, Actinopteri, Perciformes, Anarhichadidae.